This is a messenger RNA of Cryptomeria japonica (Japanese cedar), 1303 nucleotides long. Its product is annotated as ethylene-response factor C3. The transcript has a single exon. Bases 164 to 1081 code for a protein of 305 amino acids. Lineage: Eukaryota; Viridiplantae; Streptophyta; Pinopsida; Cupressales; Cupressaceae. Gene Ontology annotation, biological process: ethylene-activated signaling pathway; regulation of DNA-templated transcription. The record is from RefSeq and is a predicted model, not a curated record. Gene Ontology annotation, molecular function: DNA binding; DNA-binding transcription factor activity.
CAAACCCUAGUAAUGACGUGUUAUGUCUAGCUGGAUUUCCAGCAUGCCAUAUGCUGAAGUGGACUGCCAACGUGGCAUGCCUGGUCUUUGCCUAUAUAAAGCUUGCUGGUCUGUUGUUUAAAGUCGGUGGACUAUAAUAAAGUUUGCAAGAUACAUAGCAAGUAUGUGGGAAUCCAUGUCAAGCAACAAUAAUUAUGGAAGCAUGUGGGAAUUCAGCUCCUCCAGUACAAGUUUAUGGGAUUUAGAGAGCUCUGAGUGCUUCAGCAAUGGUGUGGAUUCUGAGAUUUCCACUUGCACAACAUCCCCUGCUCUUGCUAGAUGCCUUUCCCAGGAGUUGAACUCGUUACCUCUGAAUGAGAAUGACCAUGAGGACAUGGUUUUGUUUGGGGUUCUUAAGGAAGCUAUCAACAUAGGCUGGGAACCCACAAGGAUUACAGAGGACAAGAUUGAAGAGAAAAGUAGCCCCAAAAAGGAGCAGAAGAAACCCACUAAAGCAAUUAUGGAGAAGCAUUACAGAGGUGUGAGGAGGAGGCCAUGGGGGAAAUAUGCUGCAGAGAUCAGAGACUCAAAUAGGCAUGGUGUCAGAGUAUGGCUUGGAACUUUUGACACUGCAGAAGAAGCAGCCAUGGCUUAUGACCAAGCUGCCUUUACUAUGAGAGGCUCUCAGGCCAUUCUCAAUUUCCCUGUAGAUGUUGUGUGUAAGUCCUUGAGAGAACUCAAUAAUGCUAAUAGCAAUACCUCCUCUGAUUCCAUAUCUCCCACCACUACCCAACUCUCAUCUUCUUCUGAUGAAUCCCAUUCCAGUGCCACCUCAUCCACAUUUCAGAGUCCCCUAGUUAGGAGGCCAUACAAAAGAAGAAGGGCACCAUCUGCCAAGGAUCACAGUAGCAAACCCAAAAAGCCUAGUCUUAAUGAGUCCUGCCACACUGCAUCAAGCAGUAAGACUGGAACAGUGUGCAAUGAAAGACAAGAAGCAGCAGCAGUGUUAGAGUUUGAGGAUCUGGGUGUUGAGUUCUUGGAGGAGCUGCUGCUCUCCACACAACCUGCAACUUCUUUUGAUGUGGAUGUUUCCAUGUUUUAGGAAUGGCAGUAAUAAGUCCAUCAUGUUUAUGUGAAUUUACCUUUUGCAAUCUCAAUUUGCAGCACAAGAAACCCACCUGGUGUGUACUGAUGUUCAGAAAUAGAAUUCAGUACAGCUGCUUUUGGAUGUAGUUGAUGGACAUCUUGUACAUUAAAUAAUUGAGCAGAAUUUCAUUUGCUCUUUAACAUGUUUCAAUUCUAUUCAAGAACAGUCUUGGCUUGA